GUCUGCUGCUUCGCUGUCCUGGUCGCACUGAUCUUUUCAGCUGUGGACAUCAUGGGAGAGGAUGAGGACGGACUCUCAGAGAAGAAUUGCCAAAAUAAAUGUCGGUAAGAGAAUUGCUCUUGUGGAAAACAUUCCUGAAGGCCUUAACUACUCUGAAGAUGCCCCAUUUCACUUACCGCUUUUCCAAGGCUGGAUGAACUUACUCAACAUGGCCAAAAAGUCUGUUGACAUAGUGUCUUCCCAUUGGGACCUCAACCACACCCAUCCAUCCGCAUGUCAGGGUCAACGUCUCUUUGAGAAAUUGCUCCAGCUGACGUCGCAAAAUAUUGAAGUCAAGCUGGUGAGCGACGUGACUGCAGAUUCAAAGGUAUUAGAAGCCUUGAAGUUAAAGGGUGCUGAGGUGACAUACAUGAACAUGACCGCCUACAACAAGGGCCGGCUGCAGUCAUCCUUCUGGAUUGUGGACAAACAACAUGUGUACAUCGGCAGUGCAGGUUUAGACUGGCGAUCACUUGGACAGAUGAAAGAACUCGGUGUCAUCUUCUACAACUGCAGCUGCCUGGUCCUAGAUUUACAAAGGAUAUUUGCUUUAUACAGCUCAUUAAAAUUCAAGAGCAGAGUACCUCAGACCUGGUCCAAGAGGCUCUAUGGAGUCUAUGACAAUGAAAAGAAGCUUCAGCUCCAAUUGAAUGAAACCAAGUCGCAGGCCUUUGUGUCGAACUCUCCCAAACUCUUUUGCCCUAAAAACAGAAGCUUUGACAUCGAUGCCAUCUACAGUGUGAUUGAUGAUGCCAAACAGUAUGUGUACAUUGCCGUCACAGACUACCUGCCUAUCUCCAGCACAAGCACCAAAAGGACAUAUUGGCCAGAUUUAGAUGGGAAAAUAAGAGAAGCAUUAGUUUUACGAAGCGUUAAAGUCCGGCUGCUCAUAAGCUUCUGGAAGGAGACUGAUCCCCUCACAUUUAACUUCAUCUCGUCUCUUAAAGCUAUUUGCACUGAAGUAGCCAACUGCAGCUUGAAAGUUAAAUUUUUUGAUCUGGAAAGAGAGAACGCUUGUGCAACAAAAGAACAAAAGAACCAGACCUUUCCCAAAUUAAACCGCAACAAGUACAUGGUGACAGAUGGAGCAGCUUACAUUGGAAAUUUUGACUGGGUAGGGAAUGAGUUUACCCAGAAUGCUGGCACGGGCCUUGUCAUCAACCAGGCAGACGUGAGAGACAACAGGAGCAUCAUUAAGCAACUUAAAGAUGUGUUUGAGAGGGACUGGUAUUCGCCUUAUGCCAAAUCCAUACAGCCAACCAAACAGCCGAACUGUUCAAGCCUGUCCAAACUCAAGUCUCUUUCCAACCAACCUGCCAUUUCCAAUGCCACGGGGAGGGAGCCCUGAGUGUAUAGCUCACUAAAAGACACGCAAGGCUUCAGACCAAACACAGGGAGGACUAGAGGAAAUGAUUUACUACAUCUUUUCUUUUUAAAAGAGAUUAAAAAGCACACUUAUUAAAAAACGUUCUCUGAAUGACAUGUAAUAUCUAGCUAACAACAUCUUAGCAUCGUGUAUUAAAUUUAAAACUUUUGUAUCUAUGAGCUCUGACAGAGAAUGUUGUUCUGGCAUAGGAGUUAGUUUUUAAUGACUGCAAACACAUUUUACAACUUGGUUCUUGUCUCCUGAUUCUUACUGGUUUUAGAACCUUUUCUGCUGACCUACCUGCACUGGUUGUAAGAAGCAUAGCAUGAAGUGAGCCCUUUCCUUUAAUAUUGCUGAAUUCUGGAAUUAGAGGAAGGGGGGAGAGACACAGACAGAACCAAGCAUCUGCCCUGAUAGAUCAACUCUAAGACCUAGCCAGGCAGCUGAGUACAGGCACCUCCAUUUCAUGCUAGCCAUCAAGACUCCUGAGAAACCCUCGUGUCUGUCCCCUUGUUCCUUGUCUUUUGAUACCAGAGUUUUUGGAGUUAUCAGUCUGUUUUCUGACAAACAUGUUCUGGUUUUACAUUGGCCCUGGAUUCACCUCAGCACUUGCUCAGAGAGUGAUAAUGUCUUAGGGAACAGUUUGAAUUCCCAGAAUGUAUACAAAAUGGAAAUCAGUUUUUCACUUUCUCCUCCCAAUCACAUUUUUCCCAUCCCAAAUUGAUUAUUUUUAAAAACCACAGUCUUCUCUCUCUCUCUCUCUC
Arvicanthis niloticus (Nile rat) is the source of this 2169-nucleotide messenger RNA. RefSeq names its product phospholipase D family member 5 (gene Pld5). The record is from RefSeq and is a predicted model, not a curated record. Lineage: Eukaryota; Metazoa; Chordata; Mammalia; Rodentia; Muridae. Gene Ontology annotation, molecular function: catalytic activity.